UCGGUCCUUAAUCUGUGGUUCGCUAAAUUACUUUGAAUUGAAGAAGAAAAUAAUGAGCGUUGACGAACACGACGGUCUCGGAGGCGUCGCUGCUCAUGGUCUUCACUCAGAGUAUGGGGACUUCCUCCUCCGCAACAAUGGCGACAAGGUCAAUAUUGAGAUGCUAAAGGGGAAGAAUCUGGGGUUAUAUUUUUCAGCAGCAUGGUGUGGCCCAUGCCAAAGGUUCACCCCUUCUUUGGUUGAAGCAUACAACGAGCUAUCUUCUAAAGGCAAUUUUGAGAUCAUUUUCGUGUCAGCUGAUGAUGAUGAGAAGUCUUUCAAUGAGUAUUUCUCUAAGAUGCCAUGGCUUGCUAUCCCAUUUUCUGAUUCAGAGAGAAGGGAUCGCUUGGAUAGCUUGUUCCAAGUGAGUGGCAUACCCCAUCUCAUAAUCCUUGAUAGCAAUGGGGAACUCUCUACUGAUAGCGGAGUCGACUUCGUACGAGAAUACGGAGCCGAGGCAUAUCCUUUUACCCCAGAUCGAAUCGCUCAAUUGGUGAGCCAAGAGGCCGUGGCUAGAAGGGAACAGUCCUUGAGAUCCAUCAUGGUCUCUUCUUCACGUGAUUUUGUAAUAUCAUCCAAGGAAGAGAAAGUACCUGUCGCUGAGCUUGAAGGGAAGGUAGUGGGUCUGUACUUUUCAAUAUUUUCAUAUGAACGAUGUAUGGCUUUUACACCAAAGCUUGUGGAUGCUUAUGAGAAACUGAAAGCAAAAGGGGAGAGAUUUGAAAUUGUGCUGAUAUCCCUUGAUCAAGAUGAAGAAUUGUUUAAAGAAGGUUUAAGAAAUGUUCCUUGGCUUGCAUUACCUUUCAUAGAUAAGAGAUGUGAUAAGCUGGUUCGAUAUUUCGAGAUUUCGACGCUACCGACCUUGGUUAUGAUUGGACGAGAUGGAAGAACUCUUCAGUCCAAUGUUGUUAAUGUUGUCGAAGAACACGGUUUUCUGGCAUAUCCUUUCACCAAGGAAAGGUUUGCUGAGCUUGCAAAGCUUGAAAAGGAAAAAGAGGAAGCUCAAACGUUGGAGUCGGUCUUGGUUUCGGGGGAUCGUGAUUUUGUCAUCGACAACAAUGGAACCAAGGUACCGGUGUCAAGUCUGGUGGGGAAGAACAUCCUCAUCUACUUCUCAGCAGAUUGGUGCCCACCAUGUCAUGCAUUUCUGCCAAAACUCAUUGAAACAUAUCACAAUAUUAAGAAGAAGAAUGGUAAUCUGGAAGUGAUCUUCAUCUCGUGCGACAAGGACGAAGUAUCGUUCGAAAAACUAUUAUCUCGAAUGCCGUGGUUAGCCAUUCCCUUUGGUGACCAAAGGAAAGCAUUGAUAAGGCGUAAAUUCAAGGUCCAAAUGGAAAGUAUCCCAGUGCUUAUAUGUAUCGGAGCGGAUGGGCGCACGGUUACGAAUGAUGCUACACAACUCGUUUCAAUUUAUGGCGCUAAGGCUUAUCCUUUCAGUACCGGUCGAGCUGAAGAGUUGAAGUCGGAAACUGAGUUGAUGACAAGGAAUUUGCCUCAGAAUGUUAAGCAUGUACUCCAUGAAGGACAUCUUCUUUCGCUUACGCCUCGAAAAGGAUACGUGUGCGACGGAUGUGAAAAGGAAGGACGUGUAUGGUCGUAUUGUUGCAAGAGGUGCGAUUUCGAUCUCCAUCCCGAGUGUGCUUUGGAAAGGAAUCCAGAAUACCAGAUGGAUAAAUGGAGAAUUUGUGGUUGAAGGUAACUACUUCGUUCAUCAUAUUGAUAUUUAAAAUGGUCGUCUCACUUUUCUUACCAAUCUUGUGUGCAUUUCUGUUCCUUUCUCAUAUCUGUAGCUGUUUAUGUUUAUCUUCUCACUCGUUGUGAAUGCUUAUUUGAGAUCUCAACAAGUUCUAUGUAUGAUGCCUCGGGUAUUCUAUGU
This is a messenger RNA of Cucurbita moschata (crookneck pumpkin), 1915 nucleotides long. RefSeq names its product probable nucleoredoxin 1. The record is from RefSeq and is a predicted model, not a curated record. NCBI's taxonomy places the organism in Eukaryota, Viridiplantae, Streptophyta, Magnoliopsida, Cucurbitales, Cucurbitaceae. The transcript is spliced from 4 exons. Gene Ontology annotation, molecular function: thioredoxin-disulfide reductase (NADPH) activity. The coding region runs from base 53 to 1732 and encodes 559 amino acids.